GCAGAAACCCUUCACUUUUCCAUCACCUUUGCUUCAUUUCUGAACGAAUUUUUUCUUCUUUCUCCUUAUUCUCUCUCAAACUCUAAGACAAAAUAUUUCACAUAGAUUGUCUCCCAAGGAUCAAAUCAGCAUGGAUUCUUAAGGGUGAUGCUAAACAAUAGCAAACAGUGAUCGAGAUGGGCAACAUGGACAAAGAGACUCAUCGGGUUUAUGUCAACUCGCUCACCUCUCGUGAAAUGGACUCUCUUGCUGCUAUUUGUGACACCUUUUUGCCCUCCAUCAGUGUCUCCUCUGGCGCCACCAUUGAUGAUGAUGUUGCCACUUUCUUUCAGGCUUCAGCUUCCAUGGCUGGUACCCCAGAACGUGUAGGAGGGCUACUUUGUGAGAGGGUGAAACAUCCAAGAAAAUGGUUAAUGAGAGUGGCACUAUGGUUCCUGUCGACAUCUAUUGGAAGCUUGAUACUUUGUGGAAGAUUCUGCCUUUCAACCAACUUUCCAUUUAUUCAUAGCUUCCCUCAGCUGUCUCAACAUCAAAGGGAAGCUAUCUUGCUUUCAUGGUCUCUCAGUUAUUUCCAUCUCCUCAGAACUUUAUACAAGGCCAUCAAGAUUUUUAUUCUUUUUGUCUUCUUCACUCAGGUAGAUGAGAAGAAUGAGAACUUGUCAUGGAAAGCAAUUGGCUAUAGUGGACCGGACCCUACCUUCAAGAAACAAACUAAGCAAACAAGAAAAUGGAAACAAUCAGAAGGAGAAAGGGAACAAGAAGAAGAAAUCGAAGAAAACGUUGAUGAAGAAGUGCUUUAUGGACCUCUUUAUAAAGGCCUUAUUAGUAUGCAACUUCCAGUUGACAGAGUUGCUAAUAGUUUGAGGGAGUUUGGUUUCGCUGUCUCUAUUGGGGACAAAAAAGUUGAUGCAGCAAGCAGCAUAAGCAAUCCUUCUUUAGUAGUUAAAUGUGAUGCAGUAGUUGUUGGUUCAGGCUCUGGUGGUGGUGUAAUUGCUGGUGUUCUUGCAAAAGCUGGUUACAAAGUGCUUGUUUUAGAGAAAGGAAAUUAUUGUGCUCGAACCAAUCUUUCACUUCUUGAAGGUCCUACAUUGGAUCAAAUGUACUUAAAUGGUGGCUUACUUGUAACUGAAGAUGCAGGAAUGGUACUACUUGCAGGCUCUACUGUUGGUGGAGGAUCUACAGUCAAUUGGUCAGCUUCAAUUCAGACUCCACAACAUGUGGUUAAUGAAUGGAGUGACCAGCUUGAAUUAGAGUUAUUUGAGAGUAAAUUGUACAGGGAUGCAAUUGAUGUAGUGUGUGAGAAAAUGGCAGUUCAGUUGGAAACUGUUGAAGAAGGAUUCAAUAAUGCAGUUUUAAGAAGAGGGUGUGAAGAAUUGGGUUAUCCAGUAGAAAAUGUACCGCGAAAUGCACCACCGGAUCAUUAUUGUGGUUGGUGUUGUUUUGGUUGCAAGGAUGGAAAAAAGAAGGGUACAUCAGAGACAUGGCUUGUGGACUUGGUGAAUUCUGGUAAAAGUGCCAUUCUUCCUGGAUGUGAGGCAAUAAAAGUUCUACACAAGAAAGGACGAAAUCGUGACAGAGCAACUGGAGUGGCUUUUGAAUUUAAAUACAAUGGAGUAAAAGACAUCUGCAUAGUUGAAUCUAAAGUGACUAUUGUGGCAUGUGGUGCCCUGAGUACCCCAGCUCUGUUAAAAAGAAGUGGCUUGAAGAAUGAUAAUAUUGGCAACAACCUGCAUCUUCAUCCUGUGACAAUGGCAUGGGGCUAUUUUCCAGAUACACCUUGUAAUGGAUGGCCAGAGAAGGAGAAGAAGAGUUAUGAAGGAGGAAUAAUAACAACUAUGUCUAGUGUUGUUGCUAAUUUUGACAAGUUAGGAUAUGGAGCACUAAUUCAAACACCUUCAUUACAUCCUGGAAUGUUCUCAAGUCUGUUGCCAUGGACUUCGGGUGAAGACAUGAAAACGCGGAUGUGCAAGUUCUCCAGGACAGCGCAUAUAUUUGCGUUGGCGAGGGAUAAAGGAUCAGGCAUAGUGAAUUCACCAAACUCAAUAAGUUAUCAAAUCGAUGCUGCUGAUGAAGAGAAUCUGCAGAGAGGACUAGAGAAAAUGCUAAGGACAUUGGCUGCAGCUGGAGCAGAAGAAAUUGGGACACAUCAUCCUAAGGGGAGGAAACUAAAUGUGAAGCAAGUGAGUGCAGAUGAGUUUGAAAGGUUUGUGGAAGAAGAGAGUUCUAGGCCAUUGAGGGACUUGUCGACACCCCUAUGUUCAGCUCAUCAAAUGGGGAGUUGCAGGAUGGGAAAUGAUCCAAAAACAUCAGCAGUGAACCAAAUGGGGGAGACAUGGGAAGUAGAAGGACUUUAUGUGGCAGACACAAGUGUGUUUCCAACUGCAUUAGGUGUGAAUCCAAUGAUCACCGUGCAAGCAAUUGCCUACUGCACUGCACAAUCUGUUCUUGACGUUCUUAGGAGGAAAAGAGUAGGUAUUGAUUGACUUGGCUGUGUGGAUUUUAAUUUAAUGUAAAGUUUUUCAACAUCGUCAACUUGGCUUCUGUGUUCUCUCCAAGUUGUAAAACAAGAAUAAAUUCAAUCCAAUCUAAGGGUCCG
This is a messenger RNA of Pistacia vera, 2596 nucleotides long. Its product is annotated as long-chain-alcohol oxidase FAO4A-like. The record is from RefSeq and is a predicted model, not a curated record. The transcript has 4 exons. Gene Ontology annotation, molecular function: flavin adenine dinucleotide binding; long-chain-alcohol oxidase activity. The coding region runs from base 177 to 2483 and encodes 768 amino acids. NCBI's taxonomy places the organism in Eukaryota, Viridiplantae, Streptophyta, Magnoliopsida, Sapindales, Anacardiaceae.